AUGUAUGAGGCGGGGAUUCUCGCUCUAAUGGGCUGGUGGUACCAUGGAUGGAAGGGGGAUCCCAACGCGAGGGUGGACUUGAUCUUCCCGUGCUUCUUUCCACUUGGCGUGGCCGUUCUUGUGAACGCAUACGAGAUCGUCUCUUUUUCGUGCUUGGACCGGCGACGACCGAUCAAUGUCAUUGCCGUGUGCUUCGACGUCCUGAUUUGCGCUGGUAGCACCUUUUGCUUCCUCCUUCUAGGGCUUAUCGACAACGACCCAGUUCAGGACAGACUUAGAACGGACUCCACGCAGGAACGAUGGAGGAGGGACCAGAGUAAAGCAAUGAUCUUCAUGAUUGUGUUUUGCUUUCUUCAUGCGUUGUUUAUAAUCAUGGCUUCGGUUGGAUGUGUCUACUCGGGGAUAUUGAAGAACAGAGCCAGAAGGCGAAGGCGGAUAGCACGAAACCGAGCGCAGAUGGCCCGGUUUGCAAAUGAACGACGGAGGCAAAUGGACGUUGAUAAAGCCCAAGUCGGGGCUCCGGUUGAGGAUGUCGGACAAAGUGAGGAACGGAGCGACGAACGAAACUCAAGGGGAACGGAGUCAACACAGUCAACGGAGCUGGAAGGCAACGAACGAAACACGAGGGAACGAUUCAGCACACGCCAUCACGGGGAUCAGGCCCGGCGAAGACGCUACGCCGGGUAUCCCUCUGCACCCUUGUCCACUACAGUAUUGGCGUGUGCCCUGGUUACGCAGAAAUAUGCCAGGGAACGUAGAGGUACCUCUAGGUAUGUGCUCUCUGAAUCUGGACCUUCCUACCGAGCGAGGUUCUCUUCCGGCCGGUUUGUUGGACCCAACGGCUUCAACAUCAAGCCGGGGGGCUGGACAGUAAUUCAUCAACCAUCAACUCAUCGCCUACCUUGCAUGGUAAUAGCCACCAACAACCAAGAUGCCUUGCCCUCACAAAAAGCUCUACGAAAGGAGAGGAAGAUCAGCGGGGAGGCCGGCGACAACAAGAAGCGCAAGAAGCACAACGGCGAGACCGCCGAGGAGAAGGCUGAGCGCAAGAAGCAAAAGAAGAGCGAGUUGGGAUGCUGGAGGUAUAGCGAUAGAGGAAACCGCUCGCUGGACGAUGCAAAUCUCUGCACCUCUCCUGCUGGGCCCGCUCCUGACCCGAAUGAAACGGAAGAACAGAGGAAGCGCCGCUUGCGGAAGGAGGAGGAGAAGAAGAAGGAAAAGAAAGGAGAAGAAGGAGAAACAACCAAGUUUGCCAGAACUGAGCGAGGUGCAAAGGAGACGACAGAAUGUGUUUGA
This is a messenger RNA of Neurospora hispaniola, 1296 nucleotides long. RefSeq lists its product as uncharacterized. NCBI's taxonomy places the organism in Eukaryota, Fungi, Ascomycota, Sordariomycetes, Sordariales, Sordariaceae. The record is from RefSeq and is a predicted model, not a curated record. The transcript is spliced from 9 exons. Bases 1 to 1296 code for a protein of 431 amino acids.